CAGAAAUCGCACUUUGAACGACGCACCAGAAGACGAGGUGACGGCCGCUGCUCUAUAUCACCUUCCGUUUGUGUUUGACGCUUACCCUAAGACUCAUACCGGCGUUUCAAUGUGUCAGAGCACCAGGAUGACAAGAACGUCUGCCUCCUUUCGACACCAGUAACGGAUGGACCCCUUGUGCGUUUUGUCACGACUGAUACUUCGGUGUGAGACCACAGCUUGGACGAGCUACGAUCCAGGAGGACGACAACAAUCAGUCAAUCGAAAACAUUAUGGUUUGCGAAAAGUGCCAGAAGAAAUUGGGUAAGGUCAUCACUCCAGAUCCCUGGAAAGAUGGAGCAAGAAACACAACUGAGGGAGGUGGUAGGAGAGUGAAUGAAAACAAGUUGCUGACCCAGAAGAAAAACAGGUUCUCCCCCUACCAGGAAUUCCGUAAGUGCAGAAUCUGCAAGACAGUUGUACACCAGAAGGGCUCCCACUAUUGCCAAGGGUGUGCUUACAAGAAAGGAAUCUGUGCCAUGUGUGGAAAGAAAGUGCUGGAUACUGCGAGCUAUAGGCAAUCAACAACAUAAGCAAGAGUCAGCAGACACUGAUGAAGGAACUGGUGAUGAGCUGUAUCAUAGUUGACAGAUACAGAAAUCUUGACAGCUGCAUUGCUUCAGACCUGUCAGAUUGGAGUUAGACUGUCAUAUAAACAGAUGAACAAACAAAUAUGCGUAUACACAGGUAUUGUAAGAGGUUUGAGACAGAUAUUUGAGUACAAUGCUCAAAAUGUACCCUGUCAGAAUUUUAUCUCAUUUCAAUAGUGAGGAGAUGCACGGAAUAUAAUCUGUACAGUGCAGAGGUGCUGCCAGACAUUCAUGGUUGCAUAUUAUGUACCAGAUGACACGUGUGAAGAAAAGAACUAGCAUUCUGUUCACAUGGACAAUUGAAGCAAACAUGUGCUGGAUGUUUUCCUAAGUCAGCAUGCUUAUCAAUUUUCAUCUGUGUUUGUACUGCCUAUUGAUUCUUUUUGUACAAAUGUUUGGAUGAUGUCUAAUGCUCUAUCUAUUUGAACUGCAAGGAAGCCAAACAUGGCUUUUGAAUAUACAUUGUAGAGAUGAACUCUGCUUUCAGGUUGGACUGUACUUGAAAUCACUGAUGUGUAAAUAAACAAUAGAACGCAAUGACUGUUGUUUGGUUCAAAGCAACAAAUACUGAUAUUAUUAGGUGUUGUCUAAGUGGUGUGGAAAACAGAAGCACAUUACACACUAAAAAUUAUGCAAAUGCAUUCCAGAUUUACAUGAUCUGUGUGUCGAUGAAGGUUAGACAAUACAUGAUCUAUGCAUUGUGAUAUUUACAUUCACGUCACAAAUGUGAAAUUCCCAUCAUUGACCACUAUGCAAUUAAGGCAUUUUCGUGCUGAUUGUACAAAUUAGUACUCUCCAAGCAGAGGUUUGGCUCUGAAUGUUUUUGACAUUUUUUGGUCAUUUUUAUCGUGCCUUCUAUUUUGUACUGUUCUGUUUGUCUUGCGGCCAAAGCGAGACAGAAAGAAAGUGGUACAAAAAUGCAUAAAAACACAUCAACAACAGCCGGAGCCGAACCUUUGCUUGGAGAGUAGCAAAUCAGACCCUUAGUUGCAUGUUUGGUACAUGUAUCUGCUUUUAAUCCGCCACAGAUCACACAUGUUGCAUGUAUAGAAAUCAUAGAAUUUCCUUAUGUAAA
Molecule: messenger RNA, 1704 nt
Organism: Branchiostoma floridae (Florida lancelet)
Lineage: Eukaryota; Metazoa; Chordata; Leptocardii; Amphioxiformes; Branchiostomatidae
Product: cysteine-rich PDZ-binding protein-like
Exons: 6
Coding region: 273-572 (99 amino acids)
Biological process (GO): cytoplasmic microtubule organization
Cellular component (GO): dendrite
Molecular function (GO): microtubule binding; PDZ domain binding
Source: RefSeq, a predicted model, not a curated record